AUGUUAAACCGUGAAUCUGUUGCUGGUGUGGCCUGCAGUUUCCUUGUUACGUACUACCGCGGCUUUGUGCGUGAGCAGGGAGCCGCGGCUGCCCUUGCUGAUCUCUACGGCGAGAACGCCUAUCUCACGUACGCGGAGUACAAUGAGGAGACCCCCGCUGUGGCCCACGGCCGACACGAGAUUCUCCAGCAGCUUGUGAAGAUGGAUGCGCAGCUUGGCCGCCGCAAGGUGGUGGUGAGCUUUGCCGACUACAGCCCGCUGCCCAACGGUGGUGUGCAGGUGGAGUGUCAAGGCAUUCUCCAUCUCUGCGGGCAGCGGCGGGCAUUCUUUCAGGUGUUCGUGUUGGCCCCAACGGAGUUCCGGGCAAACACCUAUCACAUCGUGACGGACUACUUCCGUGUGAUGAUGAUAGAGGUGGAGCAGAUACCAGAGGACGGCAUUGUGAUGACCCCAGCGGACGUGGCCAAACAUCUGCUGGAGGAACACGAGCGGUGUAAACGACGGGCGGAGUUGUUGGAACAACAGCGAGCGGAGGCGGAGGCGUUGCGGCUGCAGCAACAACAAGAGGCAGAAGCAGAAGCAGCAAGGCGUAAACUUCAACAACAACAACAACAACAACAAGAGGGCCGUCGUGAGCGAAGUGAGCGUCGCAAUGGUGGAAGACAUAGUACUAGUAAUGACGAUAAUGCCAAUCACAAACCGGCGAAUUACGAGAACGGUAGCAACACUCGCUUUGUACGUGGAGAACGCCAUAAUGAACAGAAUGGAGAAAGACGCCGGGAACGUCGGGAACAACGUCCGGAUGGGAAACGUGGGGAAAACAACCAAGUGAACAAUGUGAAGCCACAGGAGGAGAAUGGAAACGUCUCUUCUAGUGUGUCCCCUAAUUUAGCUGCAUCAAAGCCCACACGUGCCCCUCGUCAGCGUGAGCCACGAUCGAAUGCUAAUAAUAAUAAUAAUACCACUACUAAUACUACUACUACCAAACAAGAUGGAAACAGCAGCAACAACAACAAUGUUAACCGACCACUCCCUCGCUCUUUGGCCGCUCAGGAGGCACGUGCUGGUAGAAAGGAUGAAAACAACAACAGUAAUACGAAUACUAACAAGAACAAGAAUAUUGUGAACAAGAAGGAAGCGGCAGGAGCAUCCACAGCAGCAGCAGCAGCCGCAGCAGCACCAUCAUCAUCAUCCGCUGCAGCGGCACCAGCACCAGCGAAAACAACAAAGCCCAAUGCGACAAAGGCCGCAGAGACAACACCCAAUAAGAACGCAGUUAACUCCCGCACUCCCGCUAAACGAUCGGGCAGCACAGAUCACGUUCGUGUCCUGCGAGUACCAACAGAUGUGAAGUUGUCAGACAUCAAAGAGACGGUGAAGACAAUUCUCGGCGAGGAUCCCCUUGACGCCUACUGGUUUGGACGCUCCAGUGGAGACUGCGUGCUGCAGUUAAAGUCAACCUCGGCAGUGCAGAAGCUCACAAGCCACACCAUGACAGUGAUGGAUGUGACUCUGAAGGUGACAAGCUUUUAUCCGUAG
This is a messenger RNA of Trypanosoma theileri, 1539 nucleotides long. RefSeq lists its product as uncharacterized. The transcript has a single exon. The coding region runs from base 1 to 1539 and encodes 512 amino acids. The record is from RefSeq and is a predicted model, not a curated record. Gene Ontology annotation, cellular component: nuclear pore central transport channel. Lineage: Eukaryota; Euglenozoa; Kinetoplastea; Trypanosomatida; Trypanosomatidae. Gene Ontology annotation, biological process: nucleocytoplasmic transport.